Molecule: messenger RNA, 804 nt
Organism: Neurospora tetraspora
Lineage: Eukaryota; Fungi; Ascomycota; Sordariomycetes; Sordariales; Sordariaceae
Exons: 2
Coding region: 1-804 (267 amino acids)
Source: RefSeq, a predicted model, not a curated record
AUGAAACAUCGCUGGUUCUUGCUCGCUGAGGAUUACUCCGUUCGGCAACUAACCCAGGAAACGGAUAAGCUGCCCGCGCUAUCAGGCGUCGCGCAAUCGUACCAACGGCACUUUGGACCAGAAGCGGUCUAUAUGGCCGGGACAUGGAGUACCCACCUGCCUGACGCCCUGCUGUGGAUGACACGACAACCGAGCGAUGAUUCCUUUGCUGUCAGGGCGUCGACUUUGCGUCUCAAAGACGUCCCUUCCGCCGUCGCUGAUACCUCCAGUAUCACCCCAAAGCCAUGCCAUCCAGCAGACAAGGUCUUAGCCGGCCUCAAAGUGGCAGAAAUGAAAGGCACCCCCAAAUACCCCGACCCCUACGGCGCCCUCAUCUCCGACGGCUCCCACCUUCUCCUAACAGGCGCCCGUCUCGUCAAAAUCGAUGGUUUCGCCCCACCGCUCACUCGCUACGGCGAUCAAGAUAUGGCAAUGAACGAUUUAGCGAUACUAAGAGGGGGAGAGAUGGUGGGGGUGCUUCAUCCCGAUGUCCGGAGCGAUUUGGACAUAGAGCGAUACAAUGCAAGCACGGACAAAGUCGGGCUGGUCUGCCUUGCUCUCAUGGGAGAACCUGAAAGGGGAGAGACGGAACGACCUAGUCUUUAUCAUGAUUUGAAUGUGAAGAAUGGUGAGCUGGUUAUGGGACUUGUGCUUAGGAGACGUGAGAAUGGGGAGGAUGGGGAGUAUGAGAGGGUUGGGUUGGCGAGGUGGAUGAGGUUGGAGAUGUUUAGGGAGGUGGGGGAGGGGGUUGUUAAAUUGGUUUGA